Messenger RNA from Malus domestica (apple), 1691 nucleotides. Its product is annotated as casein kinase II subunit alpha. Gene Ontology annotation, biological process: peptidyl-serine phosphorylation; regulation of cell cycle; peptidyl-threonine phosphorylation. Gene Ontology annotation, molecular function: ATP binding; protein serine/threonine kinase activity. Gene Ontology annotation, cellular component: nucleus; protein kinase CK2 complex; cytosol. The record is from RefSeq and is a predicted model, not a curated record. NCBI's taxonomy places the organism in Eukaryota, Viridiplantae, Streptophyta, Magnoliopsida, Rosales, Rosaceae.
GAGAGAGAGAAGGACUGGGGCAUCGGUCCUUCUGCUACUUUUUGUAUUGGGCGAUUUGAUUGAUGGCCAUAAGGCCCUCCUUGGAAUUCACCGUCUCCCACCACCACAACCUUCUCUCUCUCUUCCUCGCUCGCGGCCACCCUCCGCCGUCUCCUCUCUCCUUCUCCUCCCACCACUUCCACCCUUCCCCGCCGCCUCUCGUCCGCUGCAUCGCGUCCUCAGCAACUCCUCUCCCUCACCGCCAUACGACCUUUCACCACCCCCCGAGGCCGCUUCAUCCUUAUCACGAAACCCUGGCGCAGAAGAUCUGUAAAUCGAUUCGCCGCCCUGGCGCCGCCUCCAAGGCUAGGACUUACGCCGAUGUCAACGUGAUCCGACCCAAGGACUACUGGGACUACGAGUCCCUCACCGUCCAAUGGGGGGAGCAGGAUGAUUAUGAGGUGGUGAAGAAGGUUGGGAGAGGAAAGUACAGUGAAGUGUUUGAAGGGAUUCACUGUACCGAUAACGAAAAAUGUAUUAUCAAGAUUCUCAAACCUGUUAAAAAGAAGAAGAUUAAGAGGGAGAUAAAAAUAUUGCAGAAUCUCUGUGGGGGGCCAAAUAUUGUGAAGUUGCUUGAUAUUGUCAGAGAUCAGCAAUCUAAGACCCCUAGUCUUAUAUUCGAAUAUGUGAAUAAUACAGAUUUUAAAGUCCUUUAUCCGACACUUUCAGACUUUGACAUACGAUAUUACAUCUAUGAACUUCUCAAGGCUUUGGAUUAUUGCCACUCACAAGGUAUUAUACAUCGAGAUGUGAAGCCCCAUAAUGUUAUGAUUGAUCAUGAGCAGCGUAAGCUUCGCCUUAUUGAUUGGGGCCUUGCCGAGUUUUAUCAUCCUGAGAAGGAAUAUAAUGUUCGGGUUGCUUCAAGGUAUUUCAAAGGUCCUGAGCUUCUUGUUGAUUUGCAAGAUUAUGAUUAUUCUUUAGAUUUGUGGAGUCUCGGUUGUAUGUUUGCUGGAAUGAUAUUUCGUAAGGAGCCAUUCUUCUAUGGGCAUGAUAACUAUGAUCAGCUAGUCAAAAUAGCAAAGGUACUUGGGACAGAUGAAUUAAAGGCUUAUCUGCACAAGUACCGCAUAGAAUUAGACCCACACCUUGCAGCUCUAGUUGGGAGGCAUAGCAGGAAACCAUGGACAAAAUUCAUUAAUGUUGAUAAUCAGCACUUAGCGGUUCCUGAGGCGCUUGACUUUGUAGACAAGUUGUUGCACUAUGAUCACCAGGAAAGACCAACUGCAAAAGAAGCAAUGGCCCAUCCUUACUUCUACCCGAUCAGAAAUGUAGAAAGCAGCAGAACUCGCACCCAGUAGAUUGAGUUCUAGAUGCUUGUCGAAUCACGCUCUGUUUUGUACUCAGUUGAGCCCACCCUCUGUAAUCUUACCUCAGUUUUUAUUGUGGUGGUUGAAUUCAGAUGUAGGGUUACCCGUGUUUGCGUUGUUGUAAGACUGCCAGUUGUAUUCCUUCUUUUUGGUUCAUUUUUACCGUUCUACUUCCAAUUUUUACUUGCUAGAUUUCAGCGGGACUUGCUUGUUUUACUUGUCAUGUGUGCGUCAAACUUGUGUAUGCAUUUGUAAUCUGAUUUCGGGCUGGAUUGUGUAAUCUGAUGAUAUACUUACCCACCCUCUUUUGAAGUAAGCAGUCUCUUGACCAAUUCCGGCUGAAAA